Pygocentrus nattereri (red-bellied piranha) is the source of this 3528-nucleotide messenger RNA. RefSeq names its product adhesion G-protein coupled receptor G2-like. Bases 90 to 2306 code for a protein of 738 amino acids. Lineage: Eukaryota; Metazoa; Chordata; Actinopteri; Characiformes; Serrasalmidae. Gene Ontology annotation, biological process: cell surface receptor signaling pathway; adenylate cyclase-activating G protein-coupled receptor signaling pathway. The transcript is spliced from 19 exons. Gene Ontology annotation, cellular component: membrane. Gene Ontology annotation, molecular function: G protein-coupled receptor activity. The record is from RefSeq and is a predicted model, not a curated record.
UACUGUUUAUCAUAGACAGCAGUUGUUACAGCAGAUACAGUUGAAUCUACUCAUCACUGAGGAGACCAACUUCAUCUGACCAGCUGACGAUGAAGUGGACGGCCGGCGUGAGGUUUGGACCAGGCGGCUUAGUAGUGGUUCUGGCUCUGAUCUUAGGAAUGUCUACACUGGGCAUGUAUGCCCAAGCAGAGCGGCCACCGUGCAACGGGCCAGGACCAGCCACUUCACAAGCCUGUUCAGCACAGUGCGGUAAGACCGAUGUCCUGGAAUCAACAGAAUGCAAGACAAUCGUCUUGAUUGAUGGUAGCUAUACUAAACAAAUAAAGAUGCCAAACACAACCAACUCUUGUCGGAAUUACUCUGCAAAUUCACCACCACGCAGUGAUGAAAUCUGUGUUUUUUCAUUUAACACGUCUGAAAACAGUGAGAACAACGUCACAUGUGCAAAAACUGGUGUGUGGUUAUUAAAAACAAACAACAAUUAUCAGCUCAAAAUAACCAGAGAGAAGACCAGGCCCACGGUACCGAUCUGCUUUGGAAGGGGUCAGUGUAACAGCAGCUGGCCAGAGUGGAUAAAAAACUGGACAACAAACCCUAAUAAGAUGGUUUCUCCAAAUAAAGCCUGUACGUUUGUCUGCCUGGAUCCAAAAUCAGCUUGUGAUGAUGCUGUUUACAAACCAUGCAACGGUACCACUUCAAAUGAAGAUAUAAUUGAGUUUACAAAUCAAUCAUCAAGCUGUUCAAAAUGUGGAACUCCUGUACAAACACCACAAGUACAGCUCACCCUACCUAAAGUGGAACUCUCUGGUGGAAACGCAGAUAAAACAGACAAGUCUAAAGUGAUGAAGAAUGUGACCUCCAGUGUUCUGGAAAUGAUGGGAAACAAGACCACCGCGUCUGUGACCAUGGGAGAUGUGCAGGGUGUUUUUCUGAAACCUGAAGAUCAGAAGAAGCUGCAACCUGCCUCAUUCAUCUACUCUGACGUAACAAACCUCAGCAUCAUCCAAGAUACCACCCAAACGCAGAAGUAUCCCAGGAUAGUCUCCGUUCCAAAGGAGGCUUUAGAAAAAGCAGCCACCCAAAACCAAACUGCACUGUUCACAGCUGUGUUCCGAUUCCCAGAAUUCCCUGAGGAUGAGAAAAACAGCACAGUUCUGAAUAAUGAAGUCUAUUCCAUUGAAAUGGGAGCAAAAAUUGCCAACCUGACAGACACGAUUAACCUCACCUUCAGGAAUGUUAAAACGAGUGGUGUCACUCUUCACUGUCACUCUUGGGAUGGAGAAGGGGCAAAACCGAACUGGACCACUACAGGAUGCUUCACCAUUGAAACCGAUGACGGCGUAACCUGUGCGUGUGUGCACUUGACCUUCUUUGCCCUGUUGAUGGCGGCCAACCCAACUGACACCAUAUCCAGCACUGACCUGAGCAACCUCACCUACAUCACCUCCAUCGGCUGUGGACUCUCCAUCUUCUUCCUGGGCGUGGCCCUCUUCAUGCAUUUCCUGUUAAGGAGAGCGAGACAGAGCGAUUCAGUGCACAUCCUCAUAAACCUGUUUGUUUCGCUGGUCCUGCUGAACCUGACCUUCCUGACCAAUGAGUAUGUGGCGAACACGGGGAACCUGAUAGGCUGUAAGCUGAUGGCGGGCUUCAUGCACUACUGCCUGCUGACCAGCUUCACGUGGUUCGGUCUGGAGGCUCUCCACCUCUGUCUGCAGCUGGGCCGAAGCUCCACAUCUAUCAAACACUACCUCACCAAGAUCUGCAUCGCCGGCUGGGCUCCUUCUGCGGUUGUUGUCACCGUCGUCUUCUGUUUGCAAAAAUACAACCAACUAGUCAUUCACGCUGACGACGGAAAGGAUGUGAAGAUGUGCUGGAUCACCGACUCUGCCGUCCAUUACGUGGUGAACAUCGGCUACUACUCGGUAAUCUUCGUCUUCACCUUCACUACCUUUGUCAUCAUGCUGCGAUGGAUCUUCCUCCUCAAAGGCACAGCCGCAAAUCGGCAUGAACCACUCGCCGGCUCUGCUAAGCGCACCACAACGGGCACCUCAGACGCCCUGACCGUAAUGGGCCUGUGCUGCACACUCGGACUCACCUGGGGCUUCGCCUUCUUCGCCUACGGAGCCCUGCGCCUCCCGUCCUACUACAUCUUCACCAUCCUCAACUCCUUCCAAGGAUUCUUCCUGUUCAUUUAUUAUUACAAGACUAGUAGGUUUGUGGGGGACCAGGUGACCUCAGAGAAGACCAGCGCCACCACGGAGGCCACCGGCGUGGAGAACCCGUACGAGAAGCCGAAAGAGUCUUAAGAUACAGAUCACUGGAUGAAACAGGAGCAGCUGCCCGGAAGUGAUGCCACCUGGACUAUAUUCUCUGUGUGAGGACGACUGAGAUGUGAUGUAAGCUAGAAGGCCUGUGUGAGUGUGGAGGCCAGGAAGAUCUUCAGAAGCUUCAUGGGCUGAGUGGGACUUUUAACUUCUAAUUCUACUGAAUGUGUCUAUGAAUGGCAGCAAUAGAUGAUAGUGGUGCACCCUGAAUCUGCUGGUGUAGUAGUUUAACUGUAAAGCUUCUGUGUCAAAGACAAUUGGGAAAAAUAUCGACACCAAAUUCACGGAUGAAUUACUGCGCUUCCUUUACAUUUCCAUGAAAUCCGUCUCGAUUCCAGACAUCUACACAUACAAACAGGCCUGGGUCUGAUAAGGCUUCUAGAAUUGGGAUGUGAUCUGACUGGUUUAGAUCACAGCUUUCAUGUUUGACUCCAACAGUGCUGUAAGGAAAACCAUCUGAUUUAUCACAGCAGAAUAUUCUUUUCCUCGAAUUAGAUUACCUUCACAGCACAAAUGAAACAUCCAUCCAUCCAUCCAUCCAUUUUCCAAACCGCUUCUGAACAUCCUCUUAUCCAAAUCCACAACUUAACCUUGUGCAAGUUCACUUCAGCGUUUAGAUCCUCCAGCUCUCUUUACUGUGGAGCUCUGUACAUAAACAGGCGUAGAUCUGUUUUCAGUUUAAUGUAUUUGACAGAUUCUAUUUAGAUAUAUUUAUUUCUGCUCACAGUCGUGUGCAAAAGUUUGAAAUGAUGUGUUUUGUGUUUAAUAUGUGAACACGUCGUCUACAGAGACACAUCGGGAAACUCUGCACAUUUAAUGAUUUAUUUUCCCCCAGUAUGUUCAGUCCAGCAGAUGAACAGUAACUGAGUAUUUAAAAAUGAAGAGUGUCUCUGUAGAGGAUGUGUCUUUUGUCCAGGGGUGCACAAACUUUUACACAUGACUGUACCUGGUGUUUCCUGUCUGAGAUUCAGUCUGGCAGCAGACAAACUGAGAUUCAUGUCUUCAGAGGACAGAAACAGAGAUAGAAACCAUGAAAACGGCAUAUGGCCUGGCGCUGAUUAUGUUUUAUUAUAUAUUAACUGUAGAAAUAAAAUAGAAAAUAUUUUACUCUGCUUUUGACUAACGUAACCAAUGCUAGACUAAAUCUGUGGAGUGAGAAUAAACCGAGUGCUUCUAAAGAUGAAUAAAAUAUUUACUGAUAUUA